Messenger RNA from Lindgomyces ingoldianus, 4946 nucleotides. RefSeq lists its product as uncharacterized. Gene Ontology annotation, biological process: protein demethylation; regulation of transcription by RNA polymerase II. The transcript has 3 exons. NCBI's taxonomy places the organism in Eukaryota, Fungi, Ascomycota, Dothideomycetes, Pleosporales, Lindgomycetaceae. The record is from RefSeq and is a predicted model, not a curated record. Bases 1 to 4479 code for a protein of 1492 amino acids. Gene Ontology annotation, molecular function: transcription coregulator activity; zinc ion binding; histone demethylase activity.
AUGAGGGGCUCAUCGUUCAAGGCGCAGUACAGGCUAGCUCCGCUACGUGCUGGUACACCUCCGCCGCCGGCCUACGAGCCUCUCUCUCCCAUCGUUGACCGCUCCCGCUAUCCUCGUAGCUCGCCCUCAGUGGCCUACAACCCGCCACUGCGCUCAGCGCCCCUACCUCGGUCAAACCCGCAGUACUCGCCCGCACUUGCAUCUCCCAUUGACGCUCUGGCAGAUGCUGCUGUCUCCUCGUUACAUGCAAGCCCAGCCUAUGUAGAAAGCUCACGACCACCCUCUUAUGGACCCGCCUCGCCGGCAACAGCUGUUCCCCCCCCACACGAGCGCUUGCCGAAGCGCCGGUACUUCGACGAUGCGCUUCAAGCGUACGAAGAGCGCCCCUCCAAGCGUGCGCGCUCCGAGUUCUUCCCUUCUCCUCGGCAAGGCCAGCAAUAUUCGAGACCUGCUACAAGCCACAUACCAGGAUGGUCAUACAACAUUGAACAAAUGAUGGACAACGGUGUGCGCAUGUAUCAGGACAAUGGCAUUGUCGCCCACCAUCCCGAGGAUAGCAGCUCCAAGAGGCUCUCGGACGCUCAGCUGCUUCUCGACUUCCAUCAUGCCGUGAGCGCUUCGCACGGGGGCACGGAACUGCAUGUGUCUACGUCAAAGAGGUGGAGCAUCCCUCAUCCGAACCGACCGGAACAACAUAACUCUCAGACUGCCGACCCGAUCAGUCAAUAUCUAGAACCCUCAUACCCCGAUGGCAAUCGCUUCGAUUAUAGCUCCCGGCCGAUGGACUGCCACUACACUGGCCCAGCGGAUCCGCACUCGAUCAGCACUGCUGACGCAAAUCCUGUUGCGCAAGCGGUACAAACGCACACCCCUCCUGAAGAAAUAUUCAUGACUUCCUUACCUCCCACAAUUCCUGACGUGAAUGCUGAAGAAGACAAGAAGUCAAAGAAACAUCAGGGAUGGCCCAAAGGCAAGCCACGAGGCCCUCGCCAAACAACCGCUGCAGGCAAGAGGAAGAAAUCAACGCUGAAACUCAAAAAUACCACAAACCCUGUCACGUCUAGACCUGUCGAUCAACUGCAUUCACCUCAAAGUUUGCCUGCAGAUAGAAAUGACGUCGGUCAAGUUGAAGAAGCGCCUCCUGUUUCGGAGCUUGGGCAGCCCUCAUGCGAUCUCGCGUCACACACUCGUCGCCAUUCCCUUUCAAUCAUGUUUGCGCCCAUACACUACAGCGCCAUAUCAUCUUCGGCCUUUCCACGCGCUCAAUCUGUUCCCUUAAAUACAGUCAUGACCAUCACACCUCUUGCAGACCAGGCUAGUUCAAGCACUGCACACACGCACAACAGCGCUUCUCAAAUGACGGUAUGCGCCGGUUGUAACUCAUCAGACUCCCAUACCGUGAUUGGAGAAGGGGAGCAAUGGAUCAGCUGUGAUGGGUGCAAAGGAUGGUUCCAUUUCGUUUGUGCCGGGUUCAAGAGUGAACGGGAAGUACGUGAUGUGGACAAAUUUUAUUGUGGCGCAUGCAGCCCGGAAUUCGGCAAGACGACCAAAGUCCGCAAGUCGGGGAGAGCGCACACCGCGGUGGAUUACGCUGGCCUUAAUGAAGGAAUCCUAAAGACCUCCGACGACAAUCCUGAGCAUCACUACAUCCAGGCCUUCAAGAAUGGUGGUUUGCAGUUUGACCAGGAAACGUUCGCGCGCCUUCCACCAGAAUUAGUGACAGCCGAGUACCUCGAAAAGACGAAUGGCUUCAAAGAACCAAUUGUCAUCCCAGAAACGCUUAAUCCCCGACCAAAAUUUCCCAACUCCUCAUCUCCCUCCUCAAACUCCAACAUAGUGCAACCCAGUGAGUCUAGUCAGGGGCUAUUCAGUUAUGAGAUGGCGUUAGACGACGGCCAGGAUAAGAUUGAUAUGGUCAUUCCCCAAGGUCUCACCGUUCGUCGAGUAGCUGAGCUUUAUGGCCCAUUAGAAAAGGUCGAUGUCAUCGAUGUGAAGUCGCAGGAAGGUGAGGACAAGAGAUGGAACAUGGCGAAAUGGGCAGAUUAUUAUGAGCAGGAAGGUGAAAAACCUGUUCGAAACGUUAUCAGCCUGGAAGUAUCACAAAGCAAAUUGGGCAGGCUAAUCCGCCGCCCGAAGGCAGUCAGAGAUAUGGACCUCCAGGAUGAUGUAUGGCCAGAGGAGGACAAAGCCAACGCCCCCAAAGUGCAGUUCUAUUGCCUCAUGUCUGUGGCAGAUUGCUAUACGGAUUUCCACAUUGACUUUGGUGGCUCAUCCGUGUACUAUCACAUCAUCAAGGGCAAGAAGACUUUCUUCUUCAUUCCCCCCACCAAACAAAACCUGAAAAAGUACGAGGAUUGGUGCCUAUCACCAAAGCAGGGCCACGAAUUUCUCGGUCAACAGGUCAAGGAAUGCUACAAGGUCGAUCUCUCUGCAGGAGACACAAUGUUGAUCCCUUCGGGCUGGAUCCACGCCGUUUGGACUCCUGAGGACAGUCUCGUCAUUGGUGGCAACUUUCUCACUCGUAUCCACUAUGGCAUGCAGAUCCAAGUGGCCGAGAUAGAGAAGAACACUAAAGUGGCCAAGAAAUUCCGUUAUCCUUAUUUUCAGAAGGUCAUGUGGCUCGCAGUGAUCAAAUACCUGGAACAAGAUCCGCUGCCUCCAUCCAUCGAGGAAACCUUCUUGAGCGGAGGUAUGUUUCAACGUCCUACGCCAGUAUACUGUGAGCCCAAUAAGUUCGGUCACAAUUCUGAUCUGGGUCCGGCAAACUACAACAAGCGCUAUUACUCAAAGGCUGAGCUGGAUGGUGUUCCUCAACUUGCAAAGUAUAUCUGGAAGACCAUCAUGAUAUCACUUGGUAGAAUUGAAGGGAUAACGAAAGAAACGAAGAACGCGGUGACAAGGUCCAUCCCGAAAAGCCAUGGCGACCCAUUAGUGCUAGCUCGACGAUUUGCUAUGUGGGUGGCGUGGAAGAGAGGGAACGAACCUGUCCCUCAGUGGGGACAUCCGGACACUAUGCUCCCCGAAACUAUGGAUUCCAGAAGCGAGAAGAAACUGAGCGCCGCACAGCUCAAAAGGCUGGAACGAGACUCGUGGAGUGAGGCGAUCAAAGCAGCGAGAGAACGACCUCCUCGGGCGACAAGAGCGGCCGAAAUAGUUCCCCGGAACAUUGCUGAAAGUCCGCUUUCAAUUGCCCUAGGACCAAUGACCCCUGUCCCCAAACAACCACGUCCACAUAUCGAGCCUGCGAUGCAUUUGAGCACUCCGAAGACGUCUCAGCUCGGCCCGAAGCGUAUUGCUUGUGAUGCUUGUAGGAAACGAAGAAUACGGUGCAAGCACAAAGAUGAGCUUAUUGAAACAAGUCCCGGAUCAGGGUUUGGAAUUCCUCCAAACUCUGCUCUUCAUUCGCUUAGCGGAUCGUCUGGUAAUUUCCUGGGAUUUCCUCUGAAGCGACGUGUGAGUGAAGCUGAUACUUCCUUUGGGCCACUCCUGAACGCAACGGGUGCACCAGAGGGUAUGGCUACUGUGAAUGUGGCGGGAUAUCCCUCUGAUGGCAACGCAGACAAUCACGCCAUUAAAUCUGGUCGAGUCAAAGCAUGCCCUGAUUGCCGUAAGAGCAAGCGACGGUGCAUACACGACGAGAACGGCAACGUUGAUCCCAUCAAAGCUUCAGAGGCGCCGGUUCCUAGAGGCUCUGCGUCAAAAAAGCGACGCGUCAGUGAGGGAGAUACUAAUCCUGCCAGCAGAGAUUUGAAGAACGAACCUUUGGCUGAUUUCGAAAUGGGGGGUGGGGAAUGGAAUCCGGAGAACCUUAUCGAGACUCCCAGCCGUCCCAAGAGACUGGUCGAAACUAGUGAUAGAAUCAAUGUGUAUUCCUCCCAAAAGGUGGUAGAGUAUACAUCCAUUGAGGAUCCAAUGGAAUUAGACAACUCUACUUACCUAUCCGAAGCGGAUGGUGAUACAAUUACGGUGGCUGUAUCCACUCAUCUACCAGAUGGCAAUAGUGUCUUGUCCUCCAUCGAAGACACUUCCGAACAAUCUACGAAAGGUGUCGCGAUCACAGUACCAGAUGUCAGUCACAUCAACUGUGUCGAACCACAUACUCCAGGAUCCCCCGCGAACACUAUCCAGAACAUGCUCGAUGACAUUGGUCCCAGCCAGAGACCAAGCGUCUCACCUGCUUACAGCAAUAUAACUGUUCGUCCGCACAUCAGUGCUACUCCACAUCUGUCCUGGUCUACAAGAGGCAGCUCCGGUGGCCGGAAAACUAGUCAUACACCUCGCCCCUUGACGGCAGCGAGUACUACUCCGAAGUCCGCGGCAGCAAGCAGGGGACGGCAGGACAGCAAAGAAGGCUCGAUUAAGGGGGAGCGAAAGUCACAGGCGAUAUCACCCGGGGCCAAAGAUGAGGACCACGCAAGUUUAGCCCUUGCGUUGCAGCUCCAGAUGGAAGAGCACGGCUUGAGGAGACGAAGCAAGUGAAUAUCUUUACUCAAACACUAAGUGCUCGUGAAUCUAAGUUUCCUUUUGUUGGUUAAGUUCGCUAAAAGGGUUGCGAUAUCUCGGAGUUUCACAGUCACGGGGAUAGUCUGGGUCUGCGGCUAUUUUUUCAAUCAUGGAGAGGCGUUUAUGGUGGCAGAACAUCAGUCUCAAAGGGGGUAAAUCGCGCUUCUUAUACCCGCGGACAUAUCUCUGCAACUAGGUAUGCCCUGUAUUUCUGACUUUGAAUUUCCCGGUUUAGGUAGGAAGUUUCCUAUUUGACGGAUUUUACGAUCAACACAAGGUGUUGAGAAGGAGGAAAUAUGCGACGUUUCCCCAAGCUACACAAGUGUGUCGCUAGAAAUUUCCAUCCAGCGAAGUAUAUUAAAUUUAGUUCAAGGAUUUCAAACGUAGAUAUGGGUGGCGUACUGCCUCGGCGUUGAUGCACUGCAUCUUGCAAUUUGACAGGU